Molecule: messenger RNA, 729 nt
Organism: Spirodela intermedia
Lineage: Eukaryota; Viridiplantae; Streptophyta; Magnoliopsida; Alismatales; Araceae
Source: the annotation of a GenBank genome assembly
AUGGCUCUGCGGGUGCUGCACAGGUCUUCUUCUUCUUCUUCUUCGAUCUUCUCCUCUGACGGCUUCUUUCGGGUGCAGGAAGGGGGGUGGCCGCUCGGGCUGCGGCGGCUCGGGGUGAGGAUCGGCCUGCGGAGGAGCGGAGACCUCUCCGGCUCCAUGUCCUUCAGCACCCUCAUCUCUGCCUCUCCGACUUCCUCCAUCGGUUCUUCUUCUUCUUCCUCCGACUCCGAUACCCAGGCGGUGAGGAAACGGAGGAUCUCUCAGGUUCGCCGCUGCCGCCGUAAUCUCACCUACCGCCGAUGCUAACGCCGCCGUGCGACUCUGCAGUCCUUAGGUUCCUUCUUCCGCGACGGCGGCGCCACCACCCUCGGGAGACUCAUGGAGCUCUCCGGCGCGUUCUUCCGCAGCGGCAGCGGAGAGGGGCAGCCCCCCGCGGGGGGACGCCGCAGGAGGCCCAGGAACUGGCUCCUCCUCCGUCCGUGCACCAGGGCCACCGCCGCCGUCGCCGCCGGCGACGACGUAGAGCCCGGCGGCGGCGGUGGCAGAACGCCGUCCCUCGGGCACUUCCUACAAGCGGAGAGACGGGCCGGCCGUCGGAGCCAGGCGGAGCCCUACUCCUCCCUCUACUCCAACGGCGGCGAGGCGGCGAGCCCGGCGGCGGCGCCGCCUGGGAAAAGACGUCGGCUCUCGUGUAUGGGAGUUGUCCUCUGCGGAGACUGCCGGAGAUAG